UGACAGCGAGGUGCUGAAGAUGGCGAAGUGUGGUGCGCUGCCGCAGUUGUUGGAAGCUGACAGACAGAAACAGGAGAGAGAGCGGGAAAGGGCCUGGGAAAACCGGGUCACCAUCACCAAACAGACCAUCGCCUACCUCACGGUUCUCCAUCACUGCUUGGUGUUACUGAGGGAGCUGAUUGAGAGACACCGCCUGGGCUCCCAGCCUGAACUCGAUGCUGAACUCCUGGCCUACCUCAGGCUGAAGACCAAGGCCAUGUUCACUAAGCUAGGACUCAUGAAGCUGGAGCUCAGGCAUCAGCUGUUCAACAAGGAUACCGUGCAGGCUCACACUGCCAUCAGGGCCUUGCUGCAGGAGGAGUUGGAAGUCCAGGAGUCGAGCGCAGAGACCCUUCGCGGGACCCUGGGUCUGUACCAGAUGCUGGGCGAGGACUUUGAGGGACUCGUAGCUGAGUACAGCCACCUGCUGGAGCUGCUGGGAAACAAGCGCUGGGCCCUGCAGGAGUUCACCAAGAGUCAGAAUUAGAGGCUGGGGCUGCAGGGGUGAGACGGGGCUGGGGGCGCUGAGUGGGUCAGAGCUGGUCUCUCUCAGGGGGGUACGGUGGGACGGCAGGCUGUGGGAUAUCAGCCUGGGAUGCUCCACCUCCCUGUCUCCGUUCCCAACACCCCCUACCCACCCCCUCCCAGACCUCCCUGUGGGGGUAGGUAACAGGAGACAGGGGGCAGCGAGCGAGAGGGGAUGAGGUCCAGGAUAAAGGGAGGGUGGGG
Molecule: messenger RNA, 768 nt
Organism: Hemiscyllium ocellatum (epaulette shark)
Lineage: Eukaryota; Metazoa; Chordata; Chondrichthyes; Orectolobiformes; Hemiscylliidae
Gene: haus4
Product: HAUS augmin-like complex, subunit 4
Exons: 4
Coding region: 20-526 (168 amino acids)
Biological process (GO): centrosome cycle; spindle assembly
Cellular component (GO): HAUS complex
Molecular function (GO): microtubule minus-end binding
Source: RefSeq, a predicted model, not a curated record